Messenger RNA from Dimorphilus gyrociliatus, 3585 nucleotides. The record is from the annotation of a GenBank genome assembly. Lineage: Eukaryota; Metazoa; Annelida; Polychaeta; Dinophilidae.
AUUUUUUUGUUGACGUUCUCAUUGAUUCGCCAUUUUGGUUUUACGCUCAUGGAUUAGGUGGUAUUGAAAUUAUUAGAACAUCAAAUUUUCAGCAUACCUAGGUGCCAGAAAGCGCUUUUGAAAUUGUUCACUUUCAGGUAAUAUAUAAAUUUUUCUAACAUGCAGAAGCAUGAUCAAUUUUGGCAAUCUACAUCUUAUUAAAAUGAAUCGAUUUCAUCUUGUUUUCGGUUUCCCAACCACCCAUUGGUUAUUGUGUAUUGAACAAUUAUAGAGAAUAUUAGAUAUAUAGCGAAAUGUAGCAUUUGAACAAUAAGAAUAGCAGAGAAAAACUGAAAUCUUGAAAUGUAUUCGAUUCUACGCCUUUAGCCUUGACACUCAGCUAGUUUGUUAUCAAAUAAACGAUGUUUUUAAGACUUAUAGUUUUAUGUGUAUGGAAAAUAAUUUGGAAAUUUGAGAUAUACGAAUUAUACUUUACCAUAAAACAGCUUGAAUUUUUGUUAUUUUGCUAUUUCCCAUCGAUUAUUGUCCAGUAACUAAUCAGAUCUUAUCUUAUCGUUAGAUUGCAUCAUUUAAUUUUUUCAUUAAUGUAUUUAUGUUGAAAUUGUCUUUAUUUUGAUAAUUUUUUUUAACAGGGAAGCACUGAAAUAAUUUUCCCUCAUCGUCAGUGUAUAAUUUCAGUAAGUAUACAUUCUUUUUUUAUAUAUAUAUAUCCGCCGAUUCUUAAAACAAACUUUGGAAUUUGGCUAAAUUCUUUUUAAAAAGGCCUUUCCUCUACAUGUUUUUGAUUCCACGAAAGAUUUUUUUUUGUAAAAAAAAUCAAUGAAGCCAGGCUCAAUUUUAGUUUAUAUCAAUAUGAAUCUAGCCUAUUACCUAUAUCACUUUUUUGGUGAUGAUUAGAAUUGAUAAAGAAACAAUGACCUGGUUUUCAGAUUCCUUCUUUCAAUUUACUUAAUCUAAAUAUAUGUUAUUAUUAUUAUGUCUACCAUUCUCAUUCUUUAUGUCACCUUGAGAAUGUUUAAACAGACAAAAAUAAUCGAGUAAAGCGUGAUUAUUUUUCCUAUAUAAAUGGGACUAUUGACUGAUUUGUUCAAACAGAUCGGGCUCACUAUGAACGAUGGUGCUUUGAACGGAUGCGAAAAAUCAGAUACCAACAUGUCGCAAACAGGAAAUGGUUUGGACGACAAGAGUUACGAUCCCUUACUAACCGAAUUAUCUGGAGAAGUAAUUCGUGAGCGAGAUAAAUGCUCAAAUGGAACUAUUGUUCUAACUUCAUUUCGCCUAUUGGUUCAGCGAAAAAAUCUAUCUGAUAUCAAUGUUCCUGUAAUGACAAUUGAUAGUGUUGAAUGUAGAGAUUUGUUUACGUUAACUUUGCUCUGUAAAAACGCUGGAGUUAUCAGAAUAUCGUUCGAUACGAACGAAAUUUGUACGCGAUGGCAAAAUUUCAUUUCGGAUGCUAUAAAACCUCCUACAAACACAAGAGAUUUGUUUGCAUUUAAAUUUAAAGAAGCAGAAGAUAGUUCUCUGGCAAACGCGUCAAACGGUUCAGACGAAUCGAAAGGCACACAAGCCGAGGAGCUAGACUCUGAACUAGAAUUAUACUACGCUGAUACAGAACGUUUUAAACACGAAGCCAAACGUCUUGGUUUCAUUGGCGAUGAAAAUACCGAUUCACCAUGGGCGAUAACCGAUUGCAAUAAUGAAUUUCGAAUUUGUGAAAGUUACCCGCCACAGCACAUAAUACCAAAGGAAAUAACCGAUGAACAACUCAAGACCGUGGCUAACUUUCGUUCGUCAAACCGUUUUCCCAGCGUUGUCUGGAGGAAUAAGAAGAACGGUGCAGUGAUCUUAAGAUCGAGUCAACCUCAAGUUGGCCUUUUAGGUUGGAGAUGUGAAGAAGAUGAGAAUCUGCUUUCGGCUGUGUGUAGAGCGUGCGCACAGUAUAAUUUCGACGAUGAAAAUGAGGAUGAAUGUUCAAAGAGACGACAACCCAAUAAAGAUACCAAUGGUAACAUGCAGAAGAUGCUUAUUCUUGAUCUGCGAUCGUAUGCUUCUGCGAUUGCGAAUAGAGCAAAGGGUGGAGGAAGCGAAUACACGGAGUAUUAUAAUUGCGAAAUCCAAUACUUGAAUCUAGUAAAUAUCCAUGAAAUAAGGAAGAGUUUUUGCGCCUUGCGUCAAAAUUGCUGCGCUUCCUCUCCGGAUAAUACUCUCUGGUGGAGUGGCGUCGAAAAUUCAAAAUGGCUUCAUUACAUUUCAGCUCUAUUAAGGAGCGCUAUUAUCUGUGUGGAUGCUGUAAAAGACGGUCGACCAGUGUUAGUACACUGUUCAGAUGGUUGGGAUAGAACACCACAAGUAACUGCUCUCGCAGAAUUAAUGAUGGAUUCCCAUUAUCGUACCAUUGAUGGUUUUCGUUAUUUAGUUGAACGAGAGUGGUUAGAUUUUGGUCAUAAAUUUGGUGAUAGAUGCGGUCACGGCAGUAAUGCUAUUAACGGUAAUGAAAGAUCACCAGCUUUUCUACAGUGGCUAGAUUGUGUCUUUCAAAUGGUUAACCAGUUCCCAAUUGCUUUUGAAUUCAACCAGUCAUUUCUUUGUAAACUUGUUCAACAUACCUAUUCCACCCUAUUUGGAACGUUUUUAUGUAAUAGUGUCAAUGAGAGACGAUGCGAGAAUAUAGGCCAGUUUACAGAAUCGAUAUGGCGUAAAUUGUUGAACAGUACCAAUUAUAAAGUGAGAAACUUUUUGUAUAGUCGAACUGAUAAAAUUCUCAAGCCUUCCUAUCAUAUGAGACGUUUGGAGGUUUGGAAAAGUGUUUAUCUAGCAUAUCAAGACGACGAAGUAACCAAUGAUCAUAUACAAGAUACAGUGGCUACUACCACUGUAAACAUAGCAUCUGAAAGAGAGGCUCCGGUGAAGAUAUUAAGAACUAGAUCAGUAGACGACCUCAUUGUUGCUGAAAGUGACCAUAUACAGUGUUCAAAUAAUUUGUUGGAUGAAAGGAGUAGACGGCUCAGUGAUCCCAACUUGCAUGAAGCUAUAACUAAACCAACUGUUCAUUUCGACAUUCUUACUAAUUCGACCAGCAGUAAUAAUAGUGCUCCGGUCGUAAAUGUAGUUGAAGAUACGAAAAUACUGCAGAAUUCUACAGACACGAUUAAAGAAGAGAACGGUCAUCACUUGAAAGAAAGGACAGUUAGCACAUCAACAACUGAUUUGGCAAGAACGGAUAUUGUCAAUGCCAUUAACUCGUUUAAAAGUUUAAAAACUUUGCAGUCCAGUUGCCCUCCAACGCCAGGAGCGGAUUCGAAGUCGCUUUCUUCGACUUCUUCCGCUUCCUCCACUGGAUUCGACUGGGAUGGCCUGUCAACAUAUAUGGAUCCAGCCACUAGGAGAUUAGUAAAUCUCUGCCUCGAGCAGAAACGUCAAGUGGAAGCCUUCAAACAACAAGUCAGCGGGCUUACGGAACAACUUGUAGUAAAAACGUUAGAAAUUCAGCGUAUAGAAUCAAUGGUAACGGCGGGUGAAGACAGCUCUUCUAUUCUUAUGGCUGAACCGAAUCAGGUAAUAAAAUUUUAUUUUAGCUUUGGUUGA